Molecule: messenger RNA, 1578 nt
Organism: Sinocyclocheilus grahami
Lineage: Eukaryota; Metazoa; Chordata; Actinopteri; Cypriniformes; Cyprinidae
Product: spindle assembly abnormal protein 6 homolog
Exons: 12
Coding region: 289-1578 (429 amino acids)
Biological process (GO): centriole replication; spermatogenesis
Cellular component (GO): centrosome; centriole
Source: RefSeq, a predicted model, not a curated record
GAUAGGUUUAAUUUUAUCAUCUUUAAAUACCCACAGAUAGCGAUGAAACACAAUCGGAAAGUUUUGUAUUUAAUUUCUAAUAUCGUAAAAAAACAUAAACAUGCUGAGAUAAGAUCAUAUGCGGGAUUCGGUUGAGGCCCUCGGCACAUCCGGUGAGAAACGGACAAACACCGGGAGCGAAGCGCGAGAAAACAAACCAGCGAUUGAUUCAUUCACCAGCGUAAAAACACGAAUAAACCGCGAUUUUUAUGAUUAAAAUCGCUUUGGGGGUUAUUAUAUGACCUCGAAAUGACGGAAUUACUUUUUAACAAGAGGUUACAGGUGCUUGUGAAGAAUAGAGAUACCGAUGAGAGACGUUCAUUCAUUCGUAUCAGUAUUGAACUGCAGCCAUCAUCAAAUCCUGUCCAUAGAAAGGAUUUGGUUGUACGGCUGACAGAUGAUACUGAUCUUUACUUUUUAUACAACCUUGUCAUAUCAGAGGAAGAUUUUCAGAGUUUAAAGGUACAACAAGGGCUUUUAAUAGACUUCACAUCAUUCCCACAAAAAUGUAUCGACUUGCUUGAGCAGUGCAUCUUUGAACAGGACAAAGAAAACCCACGGUUUCUCUUGCAGCUCACGUCGGCUUCAUCAGCGUUCGAUCACAGUCCUUCAAACCUUAACAUUGUGGAGACGAACGCUUUUAAACACCUCACGCAUCUCUCUCUGAAACUGCUGCCGGGAUCUGAUACGGAUAUUAAGAAGUAUCUGGCCGCCUGUCUGUCCACCGUAAAGGAGGAAAAGCAGCAGUUGGAACAGAAGUUGAGAAAGACUGAGGAAGAUCUGACAAGACGGCUAAAUUAUGCGCAGCAAACCCUGUCUGAGAAAAGUCGAGAGUUGGACAAACUGCGAUCUGAAUGGACGUCGCAAACGACCUCUCUGUCCAGCAGACACAUGCAAGAUCUCACAGCUGAGCGUGAAAAAGCUCUCGAGGUAGAGUGUCAGAGGUCUGAGCAGCAGGUUCUGUCGUUGAGGAGAGAGAACAGCACCCUUGACGCCGAAUGCCACGAGAAAGAGCGUCUGGUCAACCAGCUGCAGACGCGAGUGGCCGUCUUAGAACAGGAGAUCAAAGAUAAAGAGCAGCUCGUGCUGCGGACCAAAGAGGUGCUGGAGGCCACACAGCAGCAGAAGAACUCUGUUGAAGGAAAUGUUGAAAGUAAGCAAGUUCAAAUCAGCAAGCUGGAGACCGCAGUACAAUCCCUGUCAGAGGAGCUCAUCAAGCGGAAGCAGGAAACUUUAGGAAUGUUCGAGACUGCUGCCGCUGGUCUGAGAACAGGAAGUGUUCCUCACAAUAUGCUUGAUAGCAAAGGUUUCCCCUCGUCUUUGGGACAUGGUUUCCCCAUCACCUCUACAAUAAACUCCAAAUAUCCUCUUCCUCUGUCCUGUGUGAGCUCAGGACCUCGCUCUGUCCUGUCAGCACACAAUCAGACGUCUGGACCAAAGGCAGGCCUCAUCUCCUCCUCUUUUCUCUUAUGCCAUCUUUGUUUCCCUACAUUUAUUAGGUUUUUUUAUUAUUAUGUUCUCUGCUCACACUUUUUGUGA